AUGGCCUCCAAGACGAUAGAAAGAGACGAGGAAUCUUCGAUAACGCGCGAUCUUCUGGACUCUGAUGAUGAGGCGGACGAGCUAUCCAAAGACUGGUCGCAUAUCGCAAAGCUUUGCAAAAGUCAAGCAGUGGUGCCCAAAAGAGGCGAUAAAGAUUAUGAACCCGACGGAACCAACGCCCAGGAACUCUUGCUGUACAGGGCGAAAAAAGCGAUGUUCGAUUCGCUUUCCGAUGCAGCCCGUGGAACAGUAGUCAAAAACCAAAUCAAGGCAUUCUACGUUCCCGAACGCCAUCUCGCAUUCAUUUCUCAACCAAAAGGUAAUUUCAUGCACACCAUGGGUAAGGUCGACAGGAAUGGGACCUGCUGGUUGAAUUUCCACGAAUUCGUCUACCUCGCCGAGAGAGGAACAAUUACGCCGUAUUUCAAGCGCAGCGACCGCGAAGACCACGGACUCGACCCUUUGCUUAGCAUCCAGGAUCUGUACCUUCUUUUCAGAUCUUCUCAAGAAUCCGAUGAAUUUGCAGUGUUCGCCCAUCUUAAAAGACUGGGAUUUAUUGUCAUGCCUUCACAAAUGUCACCAGACGACCAUAACAACGAUCAAAUUAAGCAUAUGCCGCGAGCAGGUCUUACUGACAGUCUUUCAAAAUUGACCAAAGCUUUAUCCCAGAUAUUCCAAGUGCCCACUUAUCAUCCACUCCAAUAUCACCUUACCAGAUACACUACAUCUGGUCAGAUCUACGCAGCUUUGAACAAGCUGGUACCCUUCUACACAGCGCCAAAGACAGCCAAAGAAAUUGAUCAAGAAAGAUACAGCAGGACGAUCAAUUCACGCAAAAAUGACUUCACCUUUGAUGUAUGGAAACCGCAGGGCAGCUUCAAGAAGAAAACCCCAGGACUGCCAGAUUUACAUAUACUCGUCCUUAACAAAAACACGAGCGACUAUAGUUUCCCCACCUAUUCUGUGAUCAGGAGCUUGUUUCAGAGCGUAUACAGUAAAUACGACGGAACUCUGGAACGGCAAGAAUCCGCGGCAGGCUCGCCUUUGAGCAGUAAAACAGGCAAACAAUUCUCUAAACCUGUACCGCCUCACCUUGAGCAACAAAGACGUCUAAAAAAAGGGUAUAGAAGCUUUAUUUUAGCUGUGAUGGAUGACGGACUUAUAAGCUUUGUGAAACUGACGGAGUCGGAUUUUGGGUCAGAGAACGUUUGGUUUAAGACCACUAGGAGAGCAUCCAAAAACAAGCCCAGGUCCGACAGAUCCACAAGACACAACGGUGGUAAGAAUCCUGGCGGUGAGAAGAAAACCGAAGAACUCAAUGCUAUCCGCUAA
Molecule: messenger RNA, 1332 nt
Organism: Lachancea meyersii CBS 8951
Lineage: Eukaryota; Fungi; Ascomycota; Saccharomycetes; Saccharomycetales; Saccharomycetaceae
Source: the annotation of a GenBank genome assembly